Molecule: messenger RNA, 2371 nt
Organism: Schistocerca nitens (vagrant locust)
Lineage: Eukaryota; Metazoa; Arthropoda; Insecta; Orthoptera; Acrididae
Exons: 5
Coding region: 22-600 (192 amino acids)
Source: RefSeq, a predicted model, not a curated record
GCCGCCGCCAACCGAGCAGCCAUGAGGAGGUCUUCCGCCGUCAGAGCCACAGCUGCGAUGAUGCUCGCCUUUCUGGCGGCCGUCUCUGCCGCUGCUGUCAUCCCCGCACCCUAUCCAGAUGGGGCAGCGGACUCGGCAGAGGACGGCGAGUCCGGGCCGCCGCUGGUGCUGCUGCCUGGCGGCGAGAAGCGCGGCGCGGACGACGGCGGCCGCCUGAUGCUGGGGCUCGGUGUCCUAAGCAACAUGCAGCAGUUCUUCGACAACCUCCGCUCAAACCUGGAAACCAUAGAGUCUAUGCCCAAAGAAGAAAGAGAGGCUCUGUUGGGGCAAGCUCCAGUUGUCACAGUUCACCGGCGCAUAGGGUGUGGAUCAAGCUGCUGUAGGUGCCGAAGCACUAGGCCACCAAUGCGGACUACUCGGAAGUAUUUUGAGCAAGACCGAGAAAUACGGCCAAAAGCCACUGCUGCUUACCUUCAUGCCUUGAGAAAUCAUCGACCUUCAUAUAAAAUUCGUAAUUUUGUGGCAGAAUCUGAAACUAGAAGCUCACAUGGUAGAUAUGACCCAGGCUACCUCUGGACAGGGCUUGGAAGGAAACGUUAAAUUUCAAGGAGUUACUGAUUCUAGCAUAUGACAUCAGUAUCAGAAAUCCUAAGCAGUGCCAAACUAUUAUUACAUAAUUAAUCAGCACAAUUUCUAAUCAAUGUAAAGUAUUAAUACAACUUUCAAGUAAAUGUCUGAAAAAAUAAAAAUCACCUUAAAGGUUAACACUGUUCUUACAGCUUUUCACAGUGAUAAGUGAAUCAUUCAUUUGAUGACACUUAAAUUCUGUUACUAAAAAUGGGGUGUUUCAUAGGAAUGAACAAGUAAAGCAGUUGUACAAAUAAGCUAUGUGCUAUGGUGUCCCAGGGCACCAGCCGCAGCCCUCAUGACAGUUACAAUGCAUGCAUCAAAGUAGGUGAUGCUUGCACACUCUGUAGCAACCAUGUGUGAACAUCAAACAUAAAUCCAGACUGCCAGGAGAUGAACCAAGAACUAUGGACCACUGGGUACCUUUCCAGUCAUCAGCAAGAGGUCACUGGUCACACCACAAAACUAUGCCCCCAUCCAGUCUCAAGUGACUAGUGGGCAGCAUGUCUCUUCCUGAAGAGUGAGGAAACCACUGGUAGAUAUUACAAACAGCUUUGUUAUUAGCUUGCAAAAACAAUAAGGAUAACAAGAAAUUAAUUCCACCUUUUCAAUGGUUCUAACUAAAUACAGUUCAAAGGUAUAGGUUCCAACAACCUCCCAGGAGCUGCAACUAAAAACACGAAAAACUAGCACUCAAAGAAGCCGAACUUCUGAGUGUGACACAGCCUUCUCCAGUAGCGUGUUGAUGAGAGCUUAAGUGUUGGACUGCAAGCAGUUGGCACAUGCCUCAUCCAGCUCUUGCUGACAGGAAGUGUCCACAGUGAGCUGGCUUAAAUAGUCACUCUUCAGGAAGAGAUGUGCUACCCUCUAGCCACUUGUGAUUGGAUUGAGGCGUGGUUUUGUGGUGCAGCCAGUGACCUCUUGCUGAUGCCUGAUUAGGUACUGGGUUGUCGAUAAUUGUCCUGGCAGUCCAUGUUUAUAAUUGAUAUUCUGACACGGUUGCUACAGAGCACGUCACCUACUUUGACCAGCACAUCAUAAUUGUCAUGAGGAUUGCAGCUGGUGACCCCCGUCACCAUAGCACUGGUUUCUUUAGACAGUCUCCUAAUUUUCACCAAAUAACUAGUUUCUUGCCAUUUCAUUCAACUGUUGAAAUAUAUGCCCAUAUCUUGUAUGUAGCAAACCUUAGGUUUGUUGAUGUAUUGUUGUAACAGUACUUGAAUGUAUAUCAAAGGGAAGAACAUUUUGUGCCAUUGUUUAUCACAUGAAACUUCAGUUAUUAUGCUUGAAUUAAAAUAUUUGUCUAGUAACAGUAAUAAAAUGAUUUUGAACUUGGACAGUAAAUGUUUUGUUAUGUACAUAAACAGAAUGCUAGAGACGGUGGAAAAUGAAUGGAAAUAAGUUUUGACAAGGACGCUAAUUCUAGUCACUACAAUCUAGUCAUACUGAAACCUGUUUCUUCUGUUCUCUAUGUUAUAUUUGCAGUUAGUCCUUAGUAUUCAUUGAAUGGAGAAUUUUUUGUGGUUUUCAAGGCCAAUUACUUAAAUUUAUUAUACAAUAUUUCAUAUCUACUACAAAAAAUUUUCUGCUAGUAGAGUAGCUGCAUAGUUAGUAGUACAUAAAAUUUGAAAAGGCAGAUUUAUGUUACUUAUAAUUCAUUGGAAACAUGUAAAGAAUAAUUCUUAGCAGUUAUGUUAGUGUUAACUCUUUAAGAGAAACAAUAUGUUUUUGGUUAAAAUGUUGU